UCUAUGCCCCUUCCAGGCUACACACAAGGCUGGAGAGUCUCCGGCAGCACGGCGCGUAACACAACCUACUGACAGCUGCGACUCACAACCAAGGAGGGAAAAGAUGGAGCACAGAGACACCGACUUCAACAUAUUGCUAGCGACCGAUUCAUACAAGGUAACGCAUUAUAAACAGUACCCCCCCAACACGAGUAAAGUGUACUCUUACUUCGAGUGCCGCGAGAAGAGGACAGACCCCAGCAAAAACAGAAAAGUCAAAUAUGACAAAACUGUCUUUUAUGGCCUACAGUACAUCCUGCACAAAUAUCUAAAAGGAAAAGUAGUGACUCCAGAGAAGAUUCAAGAGGCGAAGGAGGUCUACAGGGAACACUUCCAGGAUGAUGUUUUUAAUGAGAAGGGGUGGACUUAUAUUUUGGAGAAAUACAACGGACACCUGCCCAUUGAAAUCAAGGCGGUGCCAGAGGGGAGUGUCAUUCCUCGAGGCAAUGUUUUGUUCACAGUGGAGAGCACAGACCCCGAAUGCUACUGGCUCACUAACUGGGUGGAGACCAUCCUGGUUCAGAUCUGGUAUCCCAUCACUGUGGCGACCAACUCUAGAGAGCAAAAGAAGAUCCUUGCCAAGUACCUCUUAGAGACUUCGGGGAAUUUGGAGGGGCUGGAGUAUAAACUACAUGACUUCGGCUACAGAGGCGUGUCCUCACAAGAGACUGCUGGCAUAGGAGCCUCCGCCCAUCUGGUCAACUUCAAGGGCACAGACACGGUCGCUGGCAUCGGAGUCAUUAAGAAGUACUAUGGCACCAAGGACCCUGUGCCAGGCUUCUCAGUGCCCGCUGCCGAGCACAGUACCAUCACAGCGUGGGGGAAAGACCAUGAAAAAGAUGCCUUCGAGCACAUCAUCAAGCAGUUUCCCAGCGUGCCUGUGUCCAUAGUCAGCGACAGCUACGACAUCUACAACGCCUGCGAGAAGAUUUGGGGAGAAGACCUGCGGGCGCUGAUCGAGAUGCGCAGCGCAGACGCCCCGCUCGUCGUUCGACCAGACUCAGGAAACCCGCUCGAUACGGUUUUGAAGGUUUUGGAGAUUCUAGGGAAGAAGUUUGCACCAAAGGAGAACUCUAAAGGGUUCAAGGUUCUCCCUCCUUACAUUAGAGUCAUACAAGGAGAUGGAGUGGAUAUCAACACACUGCAAGAGAUUGUGGAGGGAAUGAAGCAACACAGAUGGUCCAUUGAGAACAUUACCUUCGGGUCCGGAGGGGCUCUGCUGCAGAAACUGACCAGAGAUCUGCUCAACUGCUCAUUCAAAUGCAGCUACGUGGUCACUAACGGACUAGGGGUGAACGUGUUCAAGGAUCCGGUGGCAGACCCCAACAAGAGGUCGAAGAAAGGUCGUCUGUCUCUACACCGGACCCAGAGCGGAGACUUUGUCACUCUGGAGGAGGGCAAGGGCGAUCUGGAGGAGUAUGGCGUGGACCUGUUGCACACUGUCUUUCGUAAUGGGAAGAUUGUGAAGACGUACACAUUUGACGAAGUCAGAGACAAUGCUAAGCUCAAAGAGAGCGAGCUUGAAGAGCUGCUGCACUGAGUGCAGUCCUGCUAAUCCCCACAUAAUAUCCAAACCCCCCACCCUCCAAAAAAAUAUCCUUUUCCUUUCAAUCUUUCACCUGUAGGCUUCCAUUGUCACCCUAGAGAAUGGAGGUAGUGUGCACUGUUGAUAGACCCCACUUUUUAAGCCUGAGAAUCCCUCAGUGUGUCCCUAUAAACUCCAGAUUUCCUUAAAAUUCCUGAAUUUUCACCCUCUGUUCUCCAGCCGAGUGGGGAAACUUUAAAAACGCCUCAGAUCAGUGACAAAGCCCUUUAGAGUCGGGGGGUGGGGGUGGGAGGCGGGAACAGAAGGAAAAUGUGUUGUUGUGAGCAAAAGAAAAAGAUGUGAGAGAAGUUGUGAUGUUAGAACAUUCAAAUCCUUGUGCUACUGCCCUAAGUUGAUCACCAGCGCGUUGCACUGAUAGGCCGGCUACAUUGCAGCUUAAUGAAUAUGUUGGUCCGGCUGCUGGUAGGAGGCGUGGCGACAGACCUUUUCCCGUGACGCCACACGCGCGAGGGCGCUUGAGAUGAUUGUAGGUUUUUUUGAAUGAGCAUUUCGACGAAUGCACCUGAGAUGAGUGAGAAAGAACCUGGCGGAAGCCACACCCACACGAGUUAACAUUCUCCAUGUAUCCUGUACAGAACUGUUUAGAAAAAAAAAAAAUACAUGUCUGAAUCUACUUAGCGUUGUCUUUUAUGUGAAGCAAGAAAACGAUCACGGUAUAUCACAAUGCACCGAUUACACUUGGACUUAAGGAAAAAUCAUGAACGCUUGGACUUGGAGCACGAGUAAUGAAAGGUUAAUUUCCUCCAAAGUUCUUGCUUUUUAAUAGUUACAAUUAAUAAAUAAACAAAACGAAUUACAAUAGGCCAAUAUUUAAGUCAAGUACUCCCACUGUCCCACCACAAAAUUAUUGGUGCAUCUCUGGAGGUAUAUCUGAUCAUUUACUUACUGUUAUGUUGCCCACAGCGCGUUCCCAUCAUGAAGGUUUGAUCUACAAUCCAAAUCACACCCCACAAAUCACAAAUGGAGGAAGACUGAGUUUAAUAAAUCACUUUUUUUUUUUCUUUCUUUGUAAUUCUUAUUGAUUUUUCAGAUUCAGGUUUGAUUACAUUCAAAUAAUCAUUCAGUAAUAGACAUUUAAAUCGAUCGGAAAUUAAAAAGGCCCAGAGAUUAGAUGGUUCCCACUGAACUUUAACGAGUGGGGUUUUUUGGACUAGGUCUUCAUGAUGGUGAAUGGCCACUCUUUGCUGUUAAUCAGACCAAGAGUUGAUGUGAAAAAAAUAUACAUUGCAGAAAUCGUCUUCACUGGAAUGAAGAGGACAAAAACCUUAUGCGUUUCUGAAAGAUGACGUGCAUAUAUGUGGCGCCUUGGCUGAGAUGUUUGUUCGGUGUUGGUUCUGAUGUCUUUGUGUGUGUGAAUGUGAGUGAGUGUGUGUGUGUGGGGGGGGGGGUGAGAGAGACGUUUUCUUCCUUUAAACGACUGUGUGCUAUUCCUUUUUCUGCAAAUGUGCUUGUUUGUCGUGGGAAUAAAACAACAUUCUUCCCGGCCUUUUAUUCUGAAAGGAGACGUUGUGACAGUCUAGUGGAGAGUUAGUUUAACUUUUUGGCAAACAAGAGGUUUAUAAAUGAAAAAAUG
Pundamilia nyererei is the source of this 3218-nucleotide messenger RNA. It is a transcript of the gene nampt1, whose product is annotated as nicotinamide phosphoribosyltransferase 1. Gene Ontology annotation, molecular function: nicotinamide phosphoribosyltransferase activity. The transcript has 11 exons. Lineage: Eukaryota; Metazoa; Chordata; Actinopteri; Cichliformes; Cichlidae. The record is from RefSeq and is a predicted model, not a curated record. The coding region runs from base 104 to 1579 and encodes 491 amino acids. Gene Ontology annotation, biological process: NAD+ biosynthetic process.